AUGCUCGCUUCGGGAGCAUGGGGAGAAUCGCAGAAGGGGCAACGGGGCUUCGGCGGAGGCGCACUCCCGUGCGCGACCACGGCGGAGGGCGCCGUGCUGCGCGGUGAGGAGGCGGGCGGGGCCAGCGGGAUGGGGACCCCCGAGCGCAUGGAGCCCUUCGACGCCGCCACGCGCCUCACAGACCUGGCGGCCAGCUUCGGGUCUCCUGUGGACGUGCUGGCGUACGCCAACCGCCACGCCUUCGACCACGUGCCCGCCUGGGUGCGCGAGCAGCGGAGGGAGCGGCGCGAGGCGGAGCGCAUGGCGGCGCGCGGGGAGGUGGAGGAGCAGGAGGUGCGGUGCGAGCUGUGCGGACGGCGGUGCAGCGGGGCGGCAGCACUGAGGAAGCACUUUGUGUCGCUGCACCAGAGGGAGCAUGAGAAGCGCAUGCAGCACCUCAACCACGCCAGCCCCAAGCGGAAGCGGCGGCUGAGGGAGGUGUACCGGGGCAAGCAGCAGCGGUACCAGCAGGCGGUGAGGGGCGUGCUGCUGCCUCGCCGCGGCUACGGGCUCAUGCCCGAGCUGCGCCGCGCUGGGGUCGUCGUGCGCCUCGUCAGCCAGCAGUCGCAGGCGGCGGACGAGGCGUUGAAGAGGGACAUGGCGGCGGCGGUGCGCAGUGGGCAGGUGGGCGCGGUGCUGGUGGUGUCGGACGACCGCGGCUACUCCCGCGCCCUCGGCGCCGCCGCUGCUGCCGGCCUCACCACCGUCGCCGUCGGCAUCAACGGGGCUGUGGCGCUCGCCAGGGGGGAGGCAGACGGGAUGGCGGGCUGGUGGGGAUGGGACAGGUGGCACGAGGAGGAGGGGGAGCGCAUGAUGGAAGGGCAUGCGUGGGGGGGUGAUGAUGAGGGGGGAGCGGCGGUAGAGGAGAGGGUGGAGCGAGGGAGUGGGCGUGGCAGUGGGGCGAGGGGAGGGCUGCUUAACGUGGCGGAUGUGGGGCGCCGGGGGGUGGCGAUGGACGGUAGCGAGCAGCGGUGGAGCCAUGAUGGUGUGCAUGGGGGGCAGGGCGAGGGGAGGUAUGGGAUGAGAGGGGUGGCUGGUGGGGUGGAGGAUGAGGGAGGGGAGUGGGACGAUGGGGAGGAGUGGGUGGAGGAGGAGUGGGAUGAGGAUGAGUGGGAGAGCGAAGGGGAGGAGGAUGACAGAGCUGAUGGAGACAAGGGCUUCUCCCAUCGAGUGUUUGGGAGCGCUGGCAACGUGGCGCGGCAACGCGUGAACCCGUGA
This is a messenger RNA of Closterium sp. Yama58-4, 1257 nucleotides long. The record is from the annotation of a GenBank genome assembly. Lineage: Eukaryota; Viridiplantae; Streptophyta; Zygnematophyceae; Desmidiales; Closteriaceae.